GUAGUCCAACAGAUAUUAUUUUUUGUCAACAAUUUCAAAAUGCCAAAGGUAAAGAAUAUUCCAAAAUCCCGUUUCCGUACUGAGCCUACGGCAGCCCAAGUAUUCGAGGACAUCAACAACAUCCCUCAGGACGACGCGGGCUGCGUACCCGUUGCUGGUCCAAGCAAUAACCGGUCCAAAAACACUGAUGCAAAGCACCCAACCCGUUACAUCCCGAUCGCAUCGCACUACCGACGAACCAAGGUCACCAAAGUUAGCACCAUUUACCGCAGCGCGGACGGCAAGGAGCAAAAGAUGACGACGGAAACGGUCAAGCAGAGUGCCUCCCGCCUUUUUCAUCAUUCGGAAUAAAUUAUACUCUUAAAAUCA
Messenger RNA from Culex pipiens pallens (northern house mosquito), 369 nucleotides. RefSeq lists its product as uncharacterized. The record is from RefSeq and is a predicted model, not a curated record. NCBI's taxonomy places the organism in Eukaryota, Metazoa, Arthropoda, Insecta, Diptera, Culicidae. The transcript has 2 exons. The coding region runs from base 40 to 351 and encodes 103 amino acids.